UUAAGAAGCUUGCAAGACUUAUUUCCUAUUUAUAUCUCUGUCAUUUUGUAGGCUCGUGGCAUGUUUACAAAAUGUCUCAGAUCGACAUCUUUACUGUCUAGCAGGACGGAGCAAGGAAUUUCUGUGGCUCCGACACAAAUCAACAGGCGUAUUUCUCGUGCUCUUAGCGGUUUUCAUGUACAGUUUAGCCCUUUUCACUGCGGUCGUUUCGCCGGCCCUCAGGUUCGGACUCGACUUCGAGGAAUGGUUCAUCGUGAUACCGGUGUGGUACCCCAUUGACGUCACCUCGUCGAGGAGAAUCUUCUGGUUCAUCCUUGUGUGGGAAUCAACCGUCCUCUGGUACAACUCCCUCAUGUUUGCCUCUGCCGGUGUUUUGUACAUAUACAUCCUGAUGGACACUCGUUCCAAGUUUGAAGCUCUCAGUCAAUAUCUGCAAGAUGAUGAGCGCCCGCAGUUUUCGCAACCACAAACUUUCUUUAAAGACUUUGAAACAUCAGAAGGGAGAAAAUCUGAGUUAAUUUCUGUCCCAAUAACUCUUUUUGGUGAUAAAUUUUGUAAUGAUGUUGAUCGAAAGUGCGGAGUAAUGAAACAGUGCAUCAAGGAUUGGCAAAAAUUAAGAAGACAUGCUAAGCUUAUUUCGGAGUAUUUUGUUGCAUAUUUUAGUGCGGUUUACCUAGUAGGGAUGAUUACGAACACAAUCAUGGCCUAUGCGGUAGUAUACACACUUAGGCAUACCGUAUUGAUGGGAAAAAUAAUCAGUGAGACUGCAAUGUAUGUUGCCUACGUCGCAGGAGCAUCCGGUCACAUAUUUCUAAUGUGUUUGAACGCAACUUUAUUUGAAAUCACCUACGAUAACUUAAAACACUCACUGUGGAAAAAUAACUGGUAUGAGAAAUCUAUUGAAUACAGAGAAAUAUUUCUUAACUUUAGUUCGGCGCUGAAUAACUCUGUCAAAAUGAAAGCAUUUUCUUUCGUCUCGGUAGAUCUUGAACAUUUUUCGCAAGCUAUGAACCGGUCCUUCUCCUAUUUCUUGUUUCUCUACGAGUUACCUGUGGCAAAAUGAAAUGUUGCAUCAUUAAGUGGCAAGAUCAAGAAAAGCCAGUUAAAGAUUAGAGAGUUCUGAAUACGAAUGUGGCCUAAAUGAGGGACUGUUCAUGCCAGAAUUGAUGCUUCGAAAAACCUACGUGAAAGAAAUGAAAAAGUCGCGAUAUGAUGCACGAAUAUACUUCAAAGAAAUCUACAUUCAAAUUAUUGUAUUGUACAUACAUAGUAUAUAUUUAUUAAUUACAUUUAAUUACUAAAAUA
Molecule: messenger RNA, 1305 nt
Organism: Bemisia tabaci
Lineage: Eukaryota; Metazoa; Arthropoda; Insecta; Hemiptera; Aleyrodidae
Biological process (GO): detection of chemical stimulus involved in sensory perception of smell; sensory perception of smell
Cellular component (GO): plasma membrane
Molecular function (GO): olfactory receptor activity; odorant binding
Source: RefSeq, a predicted model, not a curated record